AAAUAUUUGUUUUAUUUAUUUGUACCUACUAGGCAAAAGAACUUCUUAGACAUAUAGGUAAACUCAGCAUUUUCCAUGCAGUUUCUAAGACAUAGAUAGUCUUAUUGCUAUUCCUUUUUUUUUUUUUUUGUAUCAAUGAUUUGAAAUCCAUGAGCAUCAACAACGGGAAAAUAACAAUCACAUAACCUAAGGGUUUAGUCUACACUUUCGUUUUGUUUUUCUUCUUCUUUUUCGAUCUAAAAGUCAACGUGAACUCUGAUACAUAUGUUAUGUUGAAUUGCUCAAAUAAAUUAGUUUCAUCUUCGUUAGCAAAUCUCUUUUCAUCUUUGAACUACACCACCAAAAAAAUCAAAUUAAACGUGUCAUGAACAAAGCAGUUGUCUACCUUUAGGCAGGGACAAGACUGUAAUACCUGACCAUUUACGGUUAAUGGGUUUUCCAUAUCCCUUUAUUCGGUUCAUGACAUGAAUUCUGCCCCGUACGGGCACUGCAUUAAUUUUUGAAACUAGAAAGUUUUGUGUAAUGACUUUCCAAUCACUAUAUAAUUUAUUUUCGUGUUUUAACCUCAUUCGUAUGAUAUCGUGAAUCAAUUUCCAAUAGUUCAUUAAUCUUUCUACUACUAUAGCUCAAACACGCUUAACUUUAGAGUUUUUCUGAAAGUGUGGCCGAAAAAUAAGUGCAUUUUGGUGACAUAAGUAACCAAAUCAAUUCUAUUAAAUUUUUCACUAUAUGCCAUUGUUACAAGUCUCUCAUUCUCAAAAAAUGCAAGUCUUUUUUGAAUCCCAAGAUUGUCACACAUGUUAGUGUGACCCAUGUAAGAUUCCACACUCGUUAGGAUUUGGUUCUGAUACCACCUGUAACGCUUUGACUGUCAGAAUCUAAUGGAUCUUAUAUGUCUGCUCACUAGGCCAUGAGCUCCAUUUUGUACAAUGGGUGGUACAUUAAUUUUUUGAAACUCAAAAAUUUUGUUUAUUAACCAUGUAAUCAUCAUAUGAUUUUUUCCAUUGUUUUGGCUUUACUUGCUUGAUAUCGUGAAUUACGUUCUUAUAGAUCAUCCAUCAUUUUAUUACUUUAGCUUGAACAUGUUUAGAAAUUCUUUGUGGAUGUAGGAGAAAUUAUUUGUAGAUGUGUGGCCAGAAAAAUAAGUGUAGUUUAUUGAUAUAGAUAACAAAAUCAAUUUUAUUAAAAAGAAUAUUAUAAUAGAACACAAAUCGAAAGGUUACAAAGGUAAUAAAAGGUUAACAGACCCCAACGGUGUUCCCAGUGAGUGACCUUAACGUUUACGUACAACCUUCUUAGAUACGCUCAUUGACUUCAUACUUUGGCCAGAUGCUUGACCUUGUCGUAUUUUUUACACUGAUAUCAUAAUCAAUAAUUAUAAAAUUGUUUUCGUUUCGACGAAGUUACCUUUACGUAAUUGUUGGCGAAAUUUUCAUUUCUUUUAUAUAAAUGAUAAAAUAACUCACAUUUUUAAUUAUAAUGUGUAUGUUUGUUCGUACGUCGUUGAGUUAAGGAUUUCAGUUUCCUCAUACAUUUCUUGAUAAAAAUGAGGUAGCUCACCAUUGUCACGGUAUAGUGACUAGGUCACUUUCGUCAUCGAUCAAAAUUUGAAACAGUGGUGAUGUUGGUUGGUUCUCUAAACAAUAGUUUUUUUUUUUUAAAUGACUUAUUCAAGUCAAUAUAUUUAGCUUUUGAAGACUUGCCCAAUCCUAAAUAAACUCCAUUACAAGAUUCAUACACACGUAUAUAUAUACACAUAUUAGCAGGCUGUGUGUGUAUCCUCUAUAUGCUAUCUCUCCUUUAUCUUUAAACAUUUGAUAAGCCCAAAAAAAAAUGGAAACUAAAAUGGUUUCAAACCCUAAAAGACUUCACUUUAUCUUGGUCCCUCUCAUGGCUCAAGGGCAUCUAAUCCCCAUGGUUGAUAUCUCCAAGAUUCUUGCGCGACAAGGCAACAUCGUUACCCUAGUUUUAACCCCUCAAAAUGCUUCAAGAGUUGCGAAGACAAUAGAACGUGCGAGAUCAGACUCAGGUCUCCAAAUCAACCUGGUGACAUUCCCAAUUGCCUACAAAGAAUUUGGUCUUCCUGAAAAUUGUGAGACUCUCGACACUUUGCCCUCCAAAGACCUCUUACGCAAAUUCUUUGACGCUGUGGAAGAACUCCAGGAGCCCUUAGAAAGGUUUCUUGAGGAACAAGAAACCCCUCCAAGUUGCAUAAUCUCCGACAAAUGCCUUUUUUGGACGUCCAAAACCGCGAAAAAGUUCAAGAUCCCGUGGGUUUCGUUCCACGGAAUGUGUUGUUUCAAUCUUUUAAGCUCCCACAACCUCCAUCUUCAUAGCCCGCACCUAUCCGUUUCUUCAGACUCAGAGCCUUUUACAAUACCAGCAAUGCCACAUAGGGUCCAGAUAGCUAGAUCUCAGUUAUCUGGUGCGUUCAGGAAACAAGCAAAUAGGGAUGACGUUCGCCGCGAGAAGAUGCGUGAAUCUGAAGCAGAAGCCUUUGGAGUUAUUGUUAAUAGCUUCCAAGAAUUGGAACCUGGCUAUGGAGAGGCCUACGCUGAGGCCAUCAAGAAGAAGGUAUGGUUCGUUGGACCCGUUUCUUUAUGCAAUGAUCGUAUGGUGGACUUAUUCGAUAGAGGCAACAACAGUAACAUGGCGAUUAGUGAGACCGCAUGCUUGAAGUUUCUGGAUUCCAUGAAACCGAAGUCUGUCUUGUAUGUUUGUCUAGGUAGCCUCUGUAGACUAAUACCUAAUCAAUUGAUAGAACUGGGGUUAGGGUUAGCAGAGUCUGGAAAGCCCUUUAUUUGGGUGAUCAAGACCGAGGAAAAACACAUGACUGCGCUAAAUGAAUGGCUAAAACUUGAAAUGUUCGAAGAGAGAGUUAAAGGUAGAGGGAUAGUGAUAAAGGGUUGGAGUCCUCAGGCUAUGAUACUCUCACAUGGCUCUACCGGAGGGUUCUUGACUCAUUGCGGUUGGAACUCGGCGAGCGAAGGGGUAUCUUUUGGUGUACCAAUGAUCACAUGGCCGAUGUUUGCUGAACAGUUUCUCAAUGAGAAACUGGUAGUGGAGGUGUUGAAGGUUGGGGUUAGGGUUGGUGUGGAGAUUCCUGUGAGAUGGGGAGACGAGGAAAGAGUUGGAGUGUCGGUCAAGAAACAUAGUGUUGUGAAAGCUAUAAAGCUUUUGAUGGAUGACGAUGGAAAUGAAGAUGGUGAAUUCUUGGGACGAAGGAAACGCAUUCAAGAACUUUCAGUAAUGGCGAGAGAGGCUGUGGAAUUGAAAGGAUCUUCGAGUACUAACGUUUCAUUGUUUAUCCAAGAUGUCCUGGAGAAAGUGAGUCUAGAAUAGAAUAUUCUAAGGUACUAUAUGCUAAUGUAAAAGAAUAAGUUAAACUUGUUUAAAACAAGUUAGUAUCAUGAAAAUGCUAUUUUAUUAAUGAUAUGAUUAUUGUGAAGCUUUUAAAGAUGUAAGUUGGCAUACAUAAUGAUGAAAAUGUAUUCAUUAGAGAUAAGAUGUCUAUGAUAAUUUCAAAGCUUCUAGAAAUGUAAGAAGCAUACAUAUUAAUGAAAAUUUAUUCACUAGACAUUAUCAUGUACAUAUUGAUGAAAAUGUAUAUGAUAAUUUUGAAGUUUUUUGAAAUGUAAAAAGAUUAAUGCUUUACAUUACUGUUGGACCCAAUUUUGAUCAAGACCGAAAUGGACUCCGAUCAGAGACAUGGGCCGACACACGCCGAGACCCACAACUAGAAUCGAGCUUGAAGAAGGAGUCACAUAGGUCGCAAUGAUCGUGCAACAAGAAGCUGAGAUCGCGGAGCUGGCACGGAGAUCUUGGAGUCGGCUCGCUAUAAAGAAAGGAGAAGAAACAAGGAGGAUGACACGUUGAAAACCUUAGAGAGAGCCUUACAUUCAUAUCAAUCUUAUUGUCUUCCCACUUUUAGAUUCCUUCUUGAUCGAACUUAUGUGUUUCAUUCGAUCUAGUUCGACUCAUUGUAUUCGAUACCAAUUAUCAAUAAAGUCUAUUUUCACCUACUGGAAACUAUUUAACAUCGUUGUGUUCUAAAGAUAUCGUUGCCCACAUCAUUUAUCUUCCUUAGAUCAACCCCGAUCACUAUCAAAUACUUUAUGUGGAAUUUAGGUUCUACAAUUACUUUUGAAACUCUAGGAUGGUGUAGAUGUUAGGCCCGAGACGGAUCCGGAUAUCCGAGAAAUUUAGGAUACCCGGAUCCGUCGGAUUUGUGGAUUUAAUAUUCGAAUCCGGAUUCGUGGUUUCUGGAUAUCUAGAUUCAGAUAUCCGUCUCUAUAUUCUAUUAUCCGCGGAUAUCCGGAUCCGGAUCCGUAAAAAUAUUUUUUUUUUUGUAAAAAUACUAAAAUUUAAAAAAUAAUACAUAAAUUAAAUAUUUAUACAAUAUUUAUAAAUAUAAAUAUAUAUAUAUAUGUCUAUAAUAUUGUAAAAACUAAAAUAUAAUAUUAUAAAAUUAAUAUAUGUAUAAAUAUUAUUAUAUAAAAUUUAAAAUUUUAAUGUGUUUUAAAAAUACGGAUCCGGAUAUCUGGACCUAAAAAUCAAGAUAUCCGAAUCCGAAUUCGGUUUGGAUGGAUCCAAGAUUUGACACCCUGGAUAUCCUUUUCGGAACGGAUCCGAAGCAGAUCUCGGAUCAAAUCCGGAUCUCGGAUAAUAAAUCCCAGGUUUAGUAUAAGUAACCAAUGUAGAAAGGUCGAAAAGAAGAAAAUCCAGCAGAGAGACCAAAGCUCUUUAAACUCUUCUUCAGUUCUAUGCUAGCUUAUCUUUGGUCCUAUAGUUUGUCAUAACGAAGAUGUCGCCUUCUAGCAAGGCAUGGGUUCACACUAAAUGCUCCACAGAUUUAAAACCACUAUAGCCGUCCAAUAUAGCUUUUAUGAACGGCACCGAUACCAAGCUCGCAUUAAUGCCUCCUGAUGGUGUUGGAGGACGUAAGCGGCGUAGGACGGUAGGAGAGACCAUUUGAGUCGGUAACAAGCGUUCUUCCGACGUCGGUUAGAGAGUAUUUCCUCUCUACGGAUCCAGUGGCGGCGUCGUUGAGGUGUUCGGAGAAGACGCCGUAGCUUGUGAGCAUACGAAGUAUACGCUGGAGAUUCUCGGGAUGGGAGAAGGAGGCGAGGGAGGAUCUCGGAGGCGGAGAGAGGAGAGUUGGCUCCGGAGUUCCAGAUAGCGUCGGCGAUGCCUAGUCUGACGGCGGCGUUAAGUGACAUUGGAACGCUUAUCAUAGAUAGGGAAAGUCAGCGAGGAAGAAAAAGGGAAGCUGUGAUCAAAACAAAACAAUCUGCGCUUCACGGGUUUCUGCUUGACUUGUGUGUGUUAAUCUUGAUUUGUAAUAAACAGCUUUUGUCUUUAACCGGGUAAAAAUGUAAGGCUGUUACUAAUUUCAUUGGCGUCAGAGUGUGAUUUCAUGAAUGAAAUAUGAUAUAUUCAGUCAAAUACAUGUUGAAUGUCAAUAUAUUUGGAUUCGUAAAAGUACACAUACAAGAAGAUAUCACAACUGCACAUAUGAAAUUGUUGAGAGCUCACACUAGUAAACAGCUUGAAGUGGUUCUGACUUGAGCUCUCUCACUAGCACAGUGGCGAGUUUUAAUUAUCACAUUUCCCCUUUCGCUCAAAAUCAAAUUG
Brassica rapa (field mustard) is the source of this 5634-nucleotide messenger RNA. RefSeq names its product UDP-glycosyltransferase 73D1. The record is from RefSeq and is a predicted model, not a curated record. Gene Ontology annotation, molecular function: UDP-glucosyltransferase activity. Lineage: Eukaryota; Viridiplantae; Streptophyta; Magnoliopsida; Brassicales; Brassicaceae.